Molecule: messenger RNA, 636 nt
Organism: Chironomus riparius
Lineage: Eukaryota; Metazoa; Arthropoda; Insecta; Diptera; Chironomidae
Source: the annotation of a GenBank genome assembly
AUGACCUCAACAAAGUAUAUUUUAAUCCUCACGCAUUUAAUUGUUUGCAUAAGUUUAAUUUCUUCACAGUCUGAACAAGAAGACUCGACAAAUUCAAUUAGCGGCACUGGACGACUACUUUCUCUGAAUCUUCGUCAGCCCAAUAAAAACUAUCAAGCAUGUACAACUCCAUCCGGUAAAAAGGGACAUUGCAAGCACAUAAUGCAAUGUAAGACGAGCGAUAUUAAAAAUAACGUAUGGAAGUUUCUUGAUUACUUGUGCAUCAUUGAACGGAGUGCAGUUGGUGUUUGUUGUCCAGAUGAUUUAUCAGAACGUAAUAGUCAAUUUGCUGUUGAUCUUCCCGCUUCAGGUGAUAGUCGUGUUGAGCCAUGGCAAGUACAAGAAGAGGAAGGAGGUGAUGAGAAUGCAAAUGAGGACGAGAACCAAGAUCGUGGAUGUGGCGUAGCAACAAAUCAGCAUCCAAAAAUUACAGGUGGAGACAGCGGAGGACCAUUGAUGAUUCAAUUACCAAAUGGAAGAUUUACAGUAAUUGGAAUCGUAAGUUGGGGUGUAAGAUGCGGUGAGCCUGACCACCCAGGAAUCUAUACUCGCGUUUCAAGUUACAUAAAUUGGAUAAUUGAGAAUGCUACUUUUUAA